CAUAGCGUGCCAUUGGAUGUUUGCGCUCUACGUAAUCAACCCGCGACACGUGCGGCUGCAAACCAAAACACUACAGUGCUACACUUUUACCAUUUUAAGAGUACGACAACGACGACAUACGGUAAUGGCAAAGUCAGAAGUCGUCCCGACAAGGUUAUAUGUUUUAGGGGAAUGUCAGAGAGGAGACUGCGCUACGGAAACCACUCAGCAAGAAGAGGAAAACCCCUUUAACUUCAGCCCUCGGCUCAUCUAUCAUCCUAAGGACCAUGAACUGUUCGAGGAUGGUGACGUGGAAAGACACAUGUACCUCCAAGACCUUUAUAUUUCAGAGACACAAGAAGACAACGCAACUCUCAGUGUGUCAGAGUUUGCCUGUCACAUCUCUGGAUGCAAUGCCACCCACAGCACUUUGGAGGAGUAUGAACACCACUACAACUCCUUGCAUAGACACGUUUGCUGCUCCUGCCGACGCUCUCUGCCCUCUUCCCGGCUCCUGGAUAUUCACAUUCAGGAGUGGCAUGACUCUCUCUUCAUGAUCCUUGCGCAGCGGCAAGAUAUGUACCAGUGUUUGGUGGAAGGAUGUGAACACACAUUCAGGACGAGCAUACUCAGGAAGGACCACCUUGUACGAAUUCACAAGUAUCCUCCAGACUUCAGAUUUGACAAACCCAAAAGAGACAAGGGACUUCGAGAGUCAAAACAUCAGCAGCAGACAGACACCGCAAUGGAGGUAGUGGAUGACGGGAGUGAGGUUUCGUGUGACGAUAAUAAGUCCAAACAAGGCGAGCAAGAGGAAUCCAUGGAGAUGUUAGUUUCCACAGCAGAAGUUAAAUUAACUGAAAAAUGUGCCUCGGCGGAAGAGCAGGCCAAUAUUUUUCCUGCGGUCCACAACACAACAAACACACACCACGGUGAUUCCUUGAAGCCACGAUACUCCUACAGGGUGCCAUCUAAUGUGUGCUUUGGACACGGCUCCAUCCGAGGCUUCAGAGGUCACAGAGGAAGGAGGAAAUAAAACCUAUAAAAGGUUUGCCUUUGCAAUACCCAUUUUUAUGAUUAAUUCUCUUAACAAAUUACAAUAAAUAAAGUUAAUAACAUUUCA
Nerophis ophidion (straightnose pipefish) is the source of this 1102-nucleotide messenger RNA. RefSeq names its product zinc finger protein 511 (gene znf511). The transcript has 6 exons. Lineage: Eukaryota; Metazoa; Chordata; Actinopteri; Syngnathiformes; Syngnathidae. The record is from RefSeq and is a predicted model, not a curated record. Bases 17 to 1015 code for a protein of 332 amino acids.